AUGGACACCUCAGGACCCAAGGCGAUUCUGACCCAGAAUGUCUAUCCUGCGCAUGAGAUCUCCCGAGCCACCUCGCCCGGUGGUGAGCCCGCGGGGAUGAACGGGGAGGGCGAGCCCAAAGCCCGUGUCCGUCCUCGCACCUAUCCUUACUUCAAAUACCUCCCAUAUCCGACAGAAGAUGAGUCUGACAGAGAACGAAAUCUACGAGAGAUAUUGAAUCAGCUCUACAUUGCCGUUGAAGCUGGGGAUUUUAGUCCCGGCGCAGUCCACUGGACUCGAGAGCUUAGGGGUUGGCUGUCCCUCAAGUUCGACCCCACUCGUACAGAACGAAUCAACCUGGUCAAGCUAUAUUAUGAGCUCUCGCUGGCCCCUGGGAUUGAUCCCAAUGUUGCGGAACGCUUCGCUAGCAUGUUCAUGCUACUUACAAAGCGGAAGCAUUAUUUACGACCGGUGAAAGAUCUCAUCCUAGAUUGGAGGCCCUUAUAUAAAGAAUUGAAAGCGUUUGUUUUGCCGACAGAGUCGGGUCUAGUGCAUUCGACCAACCUGAAGCGUAAUGUCAAGACGCUGACGAAGCUUUGUGCGUUCGUUCAGCUCUACAUUGACCCAUGUGAGCUGCCGGCUAUGCUGGAGGAAUUCCUCCCCCACUUUUCAACGUCUUUCUCAGAAGGUGCCUUUGUUGUUGUUGGGUUAAUCAAUCUACUUCUUCCAACCUCCCCGCCUCCCCAGUCCAGAGAAGAUCUUCUACCGCAGCAUUACCUGCCAACACAUUUCCACCUAUGGUCGCUCGUCAAUCGUUCCAAGACCUUUGAUAUGACAUUUCUGGACUAUCUUUCCCGGUUGGCACGAGAUUCGUUGCCUGCAGAGCAUAUACCAUUUUCCGAACAUGGUCUCUUCACCAAGGAGCAGUCAGCACUCAUCUUCACUGCCAUCCUGAGACUGCUGGAAAUUCCUGUGGGACAAUCGACUUCUCCCUACAGUGCUCUCGUAGAUAUCUCGUCGGGAUUGGGCAUCAUGCUCGAUCGAGAUGCUCGAAAGCAUCCCGUUGCGCAUCACAUUGCUCGAUGGGUGGUGAUGUCACUCUCGCCGGAAUGCGCCGACGCAGACGAAUCAAUUCUGACCCAGCUCGAGGGCCUUAUUCAGGCCGUGGAAACAUUUUUCCAUCCUUCCAAUUCAGGUGGUUGGACCAAGACAUUGUCUCAGCUUGUAUACUAUCUCUCUGACUUCUUCCUGAUGCGCUGGAACCGAGAGCAGACUGGUGAGAUGGAAGUACCGGUUGGCCGCAGAUUGACUGAGCCACUGAAACGCCGUUUUGUGCUCUGCUUGCGUGAUGUAGUCUUCAUGGGCAUUUAUGCCAAGAGCGGCACCGCCAUCAGCUUCUCAUUGUCUACUUUGCAGAAUCUUGCGUUUUUAGAACCGCACCUGAUUCUUCCGGGAGCUUUGCAAAGAAUAUAUCCUUCUUUACAAGGUCUUGUGGAGGUUCAUCGCACAGCAUCUUCUCUUCGGGCCCUUCAAGUCUUGUCUCGAAUCAUUUCGCGGACGAAAGGCUACCGCUGCCAUAUGACAACCUUGCUUGGACUCGCUCUACCAGGUAUCGAUGCCAACGAUUUGGAGAAGUCUCUUCAUGCUCUGUCUUUCAUUCAAUCAGCGUGCUACAACAUCCCCUUAUUUGACCUAACAAAAGGGAGAGAAGACAUUAAUUGUGACAUGCUGGCUAUGCAGUGGAUUAAUGGCGAAAUGGGACGAAUGGAGGCAGAAGGUGUAGAGGUACAGCUGAACUACGACACUGACUUAAGCGAUGAGAACGAAGAAAUGAUCUUGCGCUCAUCGACAUGCGGCUUUGGAGAUUUCAUCGUUUCGUUCUUGGGGCGUGUCUUCACUCUUCUUGAGAACCUUCCAGACGCGAGCAGAGUGCGGAAUGGGUCGCCAGAGGAGAACAUUGUGAACACCCUUCCUGCAACAUUCAUGCCUCUACUCUCGUCCCUUUCGCCUGAGUACUUCGAUAUCGCUUUGUCCAAGGUUGUCGAUUUCGUGUCGAAUCAUGUCAUUCACCAGGCGCGAGAUGCGAUGGCUUUUAUUUGUAAUUCCAUUUGCAAAGUGAAUCCCGAUCAGGCUCUGAAGCGUUUCAUUCCGGUGCUGACGCAAGCCAUCCGGACUGAAAUAGACGACAAUGGCGCAGGCUCAACUCGGACGACCGGAACUGAUGUUCUCCCGCGGGAUCGUGCCCUGGUCUGGAACAUCAGCAUGCUGAGCAUGUGCGUUGUGCACGUCGGAGACGCAGUCCUCGCUCACAGGAAAGAGCUGUUUGAUAUUGCUGUUUAUAUGCAGCAAAAAUGCAGGGGCAUACCCACUGUUCACAUAUCGAACUUUAUUCACCACCUCCUUCUCAACCUUACGGGAACAUAUACAAUCGACUACUCGCUGUACGAACCUGAGGUCCUCGCUGAGGGAAUAACCCCUAAGCUCUGGAGUUAUCAACCAGACCCAGAUAAUCUGACUGUGAAAUGGCAUGUUCCGAAACGUGAGGAGCUUGAAUUUGCUGUCGAACUCUUCCAAAACCAAGCAGAAACUGCUCUGAAAUCGUUGUCUGCACUCACCGAUGGAACAGCAAGUGUGAAAAGGGAUGGUAGCGGAAAAGAUUGGUCAGAUGAAGUUUCCAGGAAUCUUGUCUUGCUACGCCUUAUUCUCUCGGGAAUCUCUGUUCUUUUCGACAGCAAAGCAGCGUCGAAAACGAAAGAUGAAGGAGUAGACGGGAUAGCGAAUGAUGUCGAGAUGUCCGAUGCAAAAGACUUUCCAGUCGCCAAUGGUGUUGGAGACGAGGACCCUGACGCAUCACUCGACACUUCUGACGAGGCAACUGUCAGGCAAAGCUUCUCCUACCCUACUGGCUAUCCUCUGGAGGAGAAUGACCCGCUCUACAGUUGCAUUCACGAUCUUCGGGAGAGAGCUGGCUGGGUCCUACACGAUGUCCACAGAUUUUUAUCGGAUAAGCAAGAGGACGACGUACCUUGCUUCGCAGCUCUAUACUCGGCUUUCCGGUCUUGGUUCAUUGACGUUGGCAUGGAACGGUCUGCGCAUGUUCUGGACAGAGUCACGCGCCUUCUUGCGGCAGAUAUUCAUCCUUACAAGAUGAGCGGUAUCCGGAAAGACUACCCGCGUCCCCUACUGGUGCGGAGAGCCAAUGUAUACCACUUGCAGCGCCUGAGGCACAAUGCCGCCCCAAGACCACGGUCUCGUCUCGACGAAAUCCUGCUCCUGGAUCUCGCUGAGUCGUGCGUUUCGCUUUACACGGAGACUCGGCGCAACGCUCAGAGCGCUGGCGAAUCUGCUCUCAAGGCUAUCUGGGGGUCGCGACUUCUUGUCAUUCCUCCUCUGCUCACGGCCCUACAGAAAGGCAUCAAGCAGAAUGAUCAUGCGCGAAUCAAAGGUGCAUUGUUCUCUCUGCUGCUGAGUAGCGUCGCGAAGACUGUGGGGCGCCACUGGAAAUAUGCCCCAACUCUGAUCAGAACUUUCAUUGACGCAAGCGCGGUUGAUAAACCAUCUGUGCAGAAGAUCUGUUCUAGUGCAGUUUUUCAAAUCAUGGACUACGGCCGUGCAAUGGAAAGAAUGGCUGUGCUUGACAGAGAUAUUGUGGAAGCAAUCGCUCCGAAAGAGGAUGUCCAAGACCAAAUUACGCAAAAACGCAAGAGUAUCAACCACAAGCGUGCUAUCAUUGAGAAAAAGAAGGCUGAUAUGGCUGAGGAACUGGUCAACCUGGCAAGAGUCUCCCACUGGAAGGUCGCUAGCCGGGCAGCCACCAUUGUAAUCACAAUGGGUCUGAGAUUUGACUACAUCGCAAGCAGCAAUCUCAUAGAGCUCGUCACUCUAGGGUCCAUCGAUGACCAUCCGGGCUUGCGUGGCAUGUACUCUCAGGCUCUCAUUGCACUGUUUACUAUGAUAGAUGUCCGAGCGAUCUGCGGCCAUGACUAUAAGAAUUAUAUUUUGGGCAACCAGCACUUCCCAUCCAAAAUCAAGGUCGCCACCAAGCGCUACGAAGAAGGUUGGACAGAGCAGUAUCUGGCAAGCUUCGCCAAGCCAGAGGCCGAAUACUAUAUUGACCACGACUUUCCUGGAUGGCUCGUAUGGUCGGAUAGUAUGCCUGCAUAUAAGUCUAAUCUGGAGCGCGACAUUGAGUAUGACGAGGUGGAAUGGAACGUACGCAAACAGAUGGGUAAACUAUUUGAUCGAGGGUGGUUCUCCAAGUUCUUCAUGUACCUGAAGCAGGAGCCGCGGGACCCGUCAGCCGACAAAUUCCGCAUGCCCUGUGCCAUGAUGCUCCUCUACGCAUUCGAAUUGAUGCUUCGCGACGGGCUCACCGCUGCCACUUUUAAAGAUAUUCAAGAAGAGAUUGAAGCAGUCUUUGAAGACGGUAGUGACAAGCAUCAACACAGAGCUACAGCAGAAAUUCUUGGUGCACUUAUUAGCUCUGUCGCGGAUACGAGCGUGGAGAAGAGGACACUAGUUUGGGAAUAUGCUUUCCCAAUCGUGCAAAGGAUCUUCACCGAUGGAUUGACCCCAGAAAAUUCAGGCUACUGGACCACUUUCCUUCAUAUGAUCCUCCAAUGCCGGGAUCCACGACGAGCUUGGCCCUUGGUUGACUGGCUUGCGAGUUUCCGGCUGGAUAUGGCAACCAACGCAGCCUUCAAAGAGAGCUCCAAGAUCAACCUGCUGCAUCAAUGCAUUAUAGACGCUGGCUGGCACUUCCAGUUGGAGAAACCAAUUGUCCAAGAUUUCCUCGCACACCUUGAUCACCCGUACAAGGGAGUCCGUGAGGCGAUGGGUCAGACUCUUGCAACGAUUUACCGUACACGAUAUCACGAGUCAUACGCGGACCUUCAGCGUCUCCUCAAGGCACAGGAGUCCGCUUCACCUGUCGGCUCAUAUGCAUAUCUCCCUACUGAGGAGUUUUCUAAGAUGGUGCGCGAAGUCUUUGCCCGGAUCGAGAAGUGGCGCCAUGAGAGAUCCCCGGGUCAACAGACGCCAUCUUCCUACACUUCUGGCAGCAAGACUGUUCUCCUAUGGCUCGACUCCACUCUUUCAUCUCACGAAUGUACUCAGCUUGUGCCAUUCUUCCCUGAUGUGUUCACAGGGCAGCUUUUGCAUAUGAUGGAUGUCAAAGAAGACCCAGAACUUCAGUCAUUGGCCUACCAUGUAUUCCGUCAUUUGCCGAAUAUUCCGUACCCUGCCGAGCAGGACUCCGGCUUCAUCAAGUCCUUGAUACACAUUGGGCAGACGUCACCCUCGUGGCACCAGCGCUUGCGAGUGAUGAUCAACAUUCAGAUCAUCUACUUUCGCCGUCUGUUCCUACUUUCUCCCAUCGAUCGGGAUAAGUUAUUUGAUUGUAUCGCGAAUAUGCUUGAGGAUACACAGCAUGAGGUGAGGGCUGGUGCAUCAGCUACCCUUUCAGGCAUGAUUCGGUGCUCGCCUGUGUCUCUCCGGCAGCACAUGGUCAGCAAGCUACAAGAGCGCUUCACGAGGACAUUGGUUGAGAACCCAUUACCCAAGAAACCAAAGAACCACCCUCGUUCUGCAUUAGCUUCUCCAGUCUCCUCUCGAUCCGGCACACCGACUCCCGAACAUACUAGACUCAUCAUUGUCAGACACGGCGCAGUUCUGGGUCUUGGGGCUUUGAUACAAGCGUUCCCUUAUGAUAGUCCACCCCCAAGGUGGAUGCCUGAGGCUUUAACCACGCUGAGUAACCGCGCCGCGAGCGACCCUGGCAUUGUUGGGUCAAGCGUCAAGUCAAUUAUCAGUGAAUUCAAGAAGACGAGACAAGAUACCUGGCAUAUAGACGCAAAGGCUUUUACGUCAGAUCAGCUAGAAGACCUAUCAGGGGUACUGUGGAAGAGUUAUUUCGCGUAG
Aspergillus novofumigatus IBT 16806 is the source of this 5898-nucleotide messenger RNA. RefSeq names its product proteasome activator BLM10. The coding region runs from base 1 to 5898 and encodes 1965 amino acids. Gene Ontology annotation, biological process: proteasomal ubiquitin-independent protein catabolic process. NCBI's taxonomy places the organism in Eukaryota, Fungi, Ascomycota, Eurotiomycetes, Eurotiales, Aspergillaceae. Gene Ontology annotation, molecular function: proteasome binding; peptidase activator activity. The record is from RefSeq and is a predicted model, not a curated record. The transcript is spliced from 3 exons. Gene Ontology annotation, cellular component: cytosol; nucleus.